This is a messenger RNA of Jaculus jaculus (lesser Egyptian jerboa), 3946 nucleotides long. Its product is annotated as interferon-induced GTP-binding protein Mx2. Gene Ontology annotation, biological process: defense response to virus. Gene Ontology annotation, molecular function: GTP binding; GTPase activity; microtubule binding. Bases 1153 to 3195 code for a protein of 680 amino acids. The transcript is spliced from 15 exons. The record is from RefSeq and is a predicted model, not a curated record. Gene Ontology annotation, cellular component: cytoplasm; nucleus; microtubule. NCBI's taxonomy places the organism in Eukaryota, Metazoa, Chordata, Mammalia, Rodentia, Dipodidae.
AACUGAAACUGAAACUGAGCAGGCCCCGGAAUUGCAAGGCUGCGGUGGGGCCAGCAGAAUCGCUGCCCCAGACUUGAUCUUCAGCUUGGUGGCUGAGGCCAAGGCCCUGAGACAGGGCCAUGCGCCAUGGGGAGACAGGGAAACUGACAGCUCCCUGCUCAGAAGAGCUUCAGCAAGUGAGUCCCAUGGGUGCCCAGGAGGAGAGGCAUCGCUGAGAUGGAGGGAGUCCUCUGCACAGGAGGCGCAGUCCCGAAGACCAGGCUGUGCAGGGAGGUGGGGUGGGCUACGAGCCUGUACCCCGUCUCCCCUGAGUGCCAGACCCUGACCAGCGCCAGUGAGCCCACAGCCCCCAGGUGCUGCUGCCCCUCUUGAUCCUGAGCAGGAAGCGAGGGGCUCAGAAGCUCUAGGCAGCUUGCUGAGUCUUUCCCGAGACUGCGGGGCUCCGCAGACCACCAUGCCCAGCGCUGCUGCGUGCAGCAAAGGCCAGCUUGGAGGGAGAAAGGCUGCGCGCCCUCGAAGAGAAAUGUCUCUCCCCAGGCAGAGACUAGAGGGCGCCCCCUCCCCAUAAGGAGGCCACCCGUGACAUCUUGCAUUCCCAGCGCAGCCUGUCAGUUCUCAGCCUGGACAAGUCAGAGAGGCCUGACGAGGGGAAGCCUCAAAGCAGACAGAGCAAGGGAGAGGGAGCUGAUGGGGGAGGAGAGGGACUUGGCGUGGGCCCAGGACCCGACUGGCCACAGCACGUGGGAUCACGGAGGAGCCCGAAAGACCCGGUGAAAAUGGAAGUCUACAGGGAGCCAGGUUCAGCUGCAGAGGAGGCAGGCGGUGAGCUGAGCCCUUACACCCAGACCGCGGGGGCGGCGGGCUGGGGAUGGGUUUCAUUUCCCAUCUCAGCCCCGCCCCUCGCAGUUCCUGUAAGUUCUCAAAGGGGAAGGGGCGGGCCAGCCCAGCACUACUAAAAGCCCAGGAGCCUGCAAUCCAGGCACUGUGCUGCUGCAGGGGGACCUGGACCAUCCCAGCCUGGAUAGACUGGCAGCAGAGCUCCUGGUGCGGACCCAGCAGGAAGCAGAAGGGGAGACCAAGAAGAUCCCCUCACAGGAGCAGGAAGGGCCAAGGAAAGGCAAGGGGCUUACAUAGACCUGUCGGGUCACAUCCAUGGAUCGGACAUCUAAUCAGAACACCUCAUCCUUAGGCUCAGACUCCAACAGGUCGAAAAAAAAAAAAAGCAUGAGUCAUUCCUCACCGAAAUCUGGAAAUGUCAAAUCAUCUUUAGCAAAAAAUGACCUUCAUGACAAGUCAGAGAAACAUCAGGAAAGGGGCUCUGAGAGCAACCUCUGCAAGCACUAUGAGGAGAAGGUGCGCCCUUGCAUCGACCUCAUCGACUCCCUGCGGGCCCUGGGUGUGGAGCAGGACCUGGCGCUGCCCGCCAUCGCCGUCAUCGGGGACCAGAGCUCGGGGAAGAGCUCUGUGCUGGAAGCGCUGUCUGGAGUCGCCCUCCCCCGAGGCAGUGGGAUCGUCACGAGGUGCCCGCUGGUACUGAAACUGAAGAAGCUAAAGAAGGGAGAGGACUGGAGCGCCAAGAUCAGCUAUGAGGGAAUCCAGAGAGAGUUCUCAGAGCCGUCAGAGGUUGAAGAGGAGAUCAAUAAAGCCCAGAAUUUAAUUGCUGGGAAAGGACUACAGAUCAGCCACAACCUCAUUGACCUUGAAGUCAGGUCACCACGUGUUUCUGAUCUGACUCUGAUCGACUUGCCUGGGAUCACCAGGGUGCCUGUGGGCAACCAGCCUGCAGAUAUCGGACAGCAGAUAAAGAGACUCAUCAGGACAUACAUCAAAAAGCAGGAGACCAUCAACUUGGUGGUUGUCCCCAGCAAUGUGGACAUCGCCACCACGGAGGCUCUGAGCAUGGCACAGGAGGUGGACCCCGAAGGAGACAGGACCAUAGGCAUCCUGACCAAGCCUGACCUGGUGGACAAGGGCACUGAGGACAAGGUCGUUGAUGUGGUGCGGAACCUCGUGUGCCACCUGAAGAAGGGGUACAUGAUCGUCAAGUGCCGGAGCCAGAAGGACAUCCAGAUGCAGCUGAGCCUGGAUGAGGCUCUGAGGAAGGAAGAGGACUUCUUCAAGGAUCACCCGCAGUUCAGGACUCUUCUGGAGGAUGGGAAGGCCACUGUGCCCUGCCUGGCAGAACGACUGACCACCGAGCUCAUCACCCACAUCUCUAAAUGUCUGCCGCUGUUAGAAGAUGAAAUCCAGGAGAAAUACCAGAAUACAAACGAGGAGCUGCAGAAGUAUGGCAUGGGUGUGCCGCAAGACAACAACGAGAAAACUCUGUUUCUGAUAGAGAAAAUCAAUGGUUUUAAUCAGGACAUCACUGCUCUCAUACAAGGGGAAGAAAGCAUAGACAAGGAGGGUAUCUUCCGUCUGUUUACUAAACUUCGGAGUGAGUUCCACUGCUGGAGUGUCACAAUCAACCAGAGCUUCAGCAAAGGUUAUGAAGCUUUAAAAAAAGAAGUCUGGAGAUUGGAAAAGCAACAUCGUGGCCGGGAGCUGCCAGGAUUUGUGAAUUACAAGGCAUUUGAGAUGAUCAUAAAAAAGCAAGUCAAAGCCCUGGAGCAGCCAGCUGUGGAAAUUCUGCACAAGGUCACUGAUAUGAUCCGACUCACCUUUACAAACACUUCUGAAAAGCAUUUUGAGGAGUUUUUUAACCUCCACAGAACUACAAAGUCCAAAAUUGAAGACAUUCGCUUAGAACUAGAGAUGGAAGCGGAGAAGUCGAUCCGGCUUCACUUCCAGAUGGAGCAGAUCGUCUACUGUGAGGACCAAGUGUACAGGAAAGCCUUGCAGAAGGUCAGAGAGAAGGAAGAACAGGAAAAGAACAGUAACCAGUCAAGAAAAUCCAACCAUCAAUUCCAGACUGAGGACUUGUCCAUGCCUGAAAUCUUACAGCACUUGAAUGCUUACUAUGAGGAAGUCCACAGCCGCAUCUCCAGCCACAUCCCCCUGAUCAUCCAGCACUUCGUCCUGCAGACGUUCGGGGAGCGGUUGCAGAAGAGCAUGCUCCAGCUCCUGCAGGACACGGACGCCUGCAGCCAGCUCCUCCUGGAGCGCAGCGACACCAGGGAGAAGAGAAUGUUCCUCAAAGAGCGGCUGGCACGGCUGACCCAGGCUCGACGCCAGCUGGGCAAAUUCACUGGCUAAUCACACUUUCCAUCCCAUUGAUCCACAGGCUGUCCCCACGGAGAAAGACACGCCCUUCCCCAUAGCUGCCCCGUUCUCCCUUCCUGCUUAGCCAAUGCUGAUGUGUACUAGUCAAACUGAGGAGGCCAGCUCUCUGCUUACCCCAAGGAACAGAGGACAAAGGGGCUCUGGCCUAAGAGGUGUGGCCCCUUGAAGCACAGGUGGUACACAGCUGGAGGAGGCCGCCUUCCUGAUGGGACAGCGGCUUGACCCUGUGCACUGUGCACCCAGGACCUUCUCUCUGUCGUGAGGCCACGCGGCACCAGAGCCCUGGCUGUUUCACGCCUACUUGAUGGAGCUGAGGAGCAAAGCGUGCUCUUUUUCUGUAGGCAGGCGCGUGGGCCCCAAAGAACAUCGACAUCAACCUGCCCUUGUAAGAUGAGAGUGAACCCUGACUCAUCCACGCAGCGAUUGUGAGCACCCUCCUCUUCCUACUUCCUGCUUCCUUCUUGAAAUUUUUUGGGAGGAGGGUUUUUUUUCCCCUGCAGAUGGACUUUUUCUGACCCACCUGCCAAUUAAGGUCUUCUAUAUACAUUUCAGAUUAACCAAUAAAGCUCACUCUAACUCAAUACUUAAUUUACACACAUGCAGGGAGGGACCAGUCAAACUUCCUCAUAAAUACGUUUUCCAGAAUGCUCGCUGGGCACCCACUUUUCAGGACUCCUCUCCAUCACGAGAAGCUUUCCUUUCCUUUCACUUUUUUUUUUUUUUC